Molecule: messenger RNA, 838 nt
Organism: Cajanus cajan (pigeon pea)
Lineage: Eukaryota; Viridiplantae; Streptophyta; Magnoliopsida; Fabales; Fabaceae
Source: RefSeq, a predicted model, not a curated record
UUGAAGCUACUAUUCUUCCUCACAACAAUGACCAUUAUUCAGUCCCUUCAUAACUCAAUCUCAAAACUCCUAAACCACCCGUUGCUAUGGAGACUCACGGGCUUUGUGUCAAGCAUAGUUGGAAUCAGCUGUUAUGCCCUAAGCCCCUCUUUCCAACACAUGUUCGGACAGUGGAACCCACUGAAGAUCGUUGUGUACACCGUGGUAGCCUCACUUUUAAGUAUCUUUAUGCUCUUCGUUCCAAGAUGCAGUUGGGGACUUGGGAGGAGUUUGUUGUUGAAAGCACACGUGGGCUUUGUGGUCUUAACACUUACCUCUCUGUGGUCUGUUUUGGAAGACCGUAGCGAAGAAGGGAAAGUGGAAAGCGGAUUCGGCAAGAUGAUGAACGUGAUUUGGAGUGGGGCAUUUGGGUUGAUGGCAAUGAGCUUGUCGAGACAACUCCAACUUGGAUUCGAAGUUGGUGUGAGUAACUUCUUGGUUGGGUUUGGGUGUUUCUUGGUGACUUUGAUGAAGAUGAACUUGAAGCUGGCUCCAGUUGCGGCAUUCUUAUGCUAUUUGGUUGUGAACGUCCGUUCCGUUUCAGAUUUGGUGGCUGAAAUGCGCUCACGUUGCGGAAGACAGCAUGCAGAUGAGAAGGACAGUGAAUCCGAGGAGCAAGAUACGGAUAGUACUACGGGAGAGGAUUUUGAUGGUUAUUUUGAAGACUACAGUCAACCUAUGCAAGACUUCUAUUGUGAUCUAAGUGAGUUACUGUGAUUUAGGAAGUAUAUAGAUCUAAAGACUGCUGUUAUCUUUUAAGUUUUAUUUUAUUAGCAAUGAGAAAAAAUUUCACAAAGUU